Messenger RNA from Marasmius oreades (fairy-ring Marasmius), 366 nucleotides. RefSeq lists its product as uncharacterized. The coding region runs from base 1 to 366 and encodes 121 amino acids. NCBI's taxonomy places the organism in Eukaryota, Fungi, Basidiomycota, Agaricomycetes, Agaricales, Marasmiaceae. The transcript has 2 exons. The record is from RefSeq and is a predicted model, not a curated record.
AUGGAAAGCUCUUCCGGAGGUUCACCAGCACCCAUCACCUUGAAGGGGCGACUGACAGAAGAGCUAGACGUCGGUCUAAACAUUUUCCACCUUGAAGAGGACAGCCUCACACUCAAGAAGUUCCCCUUUGUCUUCACUCCUUUUCAGCCAAGAUCGGUACCAAAAUAUGGACAAACACGUAUGAAGGAGGUUGAAAACGGUCACCGAUGUGGUGUAGAGAAAGGUACAGUUCAGCCCAUCGGGAACUUGGUGGAUGGAAAGGAGGAAGACAAGCGGCCUAUGAUACCAGCUCCAAAAGAAGUUAACACUCGCUGUCACGCUGACCGCCGGGACCAGUGUUUAGUUCGGGAAGACGUACGACAAUGA